GGGUAAUAUAUGUGAUGUUCAAUCUUCACUGACCACGGGAGGGCAGGGCAAAAGAAAGCGGAAGAGGAAAACCGCCAACGAAGGAGAGAGUAGCGAAGCAAUUGAGAUACUGUGACCCGACCAUCUCUCCACCGCCGCCUGCCGCCUGCCGCCAGUUUUACAAGACCAGCCGCCGACCCUUCAUCUAGCUAGCACCUAAUUCUAAGCUCGGCGACCAAUCACCUCGGUUUCACCAUAUCCAGAGGUAUUGAAGUUCUAAGUCAGAACUUCCGUUGCCACCAAAGAUUGAAAGAACUCAAAUAGGCAUAUAAUACAAAAGUGGCAGUGGGAUGGGGAGGAGAAUACUUAAUGAUGCAUUGAGGACAAUCGUGAAUGCUGAGAAGAGAGGGUUUGCUUCCGCUCAACUUCAACCUGUAUCUACUGUCAUGGCUAAUUUCCUUCAGAUUAUGAAGUAUCGUGGAUAUAUUAAAGAUUUUGAGGUACAGAACCCCCAUAGAGUUGGUAAGAUAUCUGUCCAGUUAACGGGUAGGGUCACUGAUUGUCGUGCUCUCUCACAUAGACAAGAUAUCAAGGCUCAGAACAUUGAGAGCUACGCAAAACGUACCCUUCCAACCCGUCAGUGGGGCUAUGUUGUGAUAACAACACCAAAUGGAGUUUUGGAUCAUGAGGAAGCAAUUCGACAAAAUGUUGGUGGUCAAGUCCUCGGGUACUUUUACUGAUCGAAGUCAAGCAAAAUUGAAGAUCAGAGAAAAUCACUCUCGUUAUUGUACAUUUAUGGAAUUGAUUGAUUGCAAAUCACCCUUUCUGGAAUGACAAUGCAAAAACUGGAGUUGGAUGAAAAUCAUGUCUUCCUGUUCUUUCUUGUUGCGGAAGAGACAAGAAAUAAAUUGCUUGUUUCGUGGUUAAUGGC
Cuscuta epithymum is the source of this 910-nucleotide messenger RNA. Lineage: Eukaryota; Viridiplantae; Streptophyta; Magnoliopsida; Solanales; Convolvulaceae. The record is from the annotation of a GenBank genome assembly.